AUGACAGCAAGACUCUCUCAACAGAGAGCGGAGGUGCCGGCAGCUCUUCUCCGCAGUGUCACACCUCACAAGAUACUGAAAACUUGUCAGAUCAUCGGCGAUGAUUCAAAGCAGUACGACGUGCGGUACAAGAUCCAGUACCAUUACAAUGGGCAGCUGAUGGCCCAGUACAACAGCUCCACAGAGACGGUCACUGGUUACACCGACUACGGCCGUCAGUUCGCCGAUGACGUCAACAAAGACAUCAACUAUCUGUCACUCAGGAGGAACGACCUGAACUUUUUCUGCAAAGCAAAAGCGACGGUCAUCUAUAAAGCCAUGCUGGAUAAGACAGUGGCUCCACGGGUCAGUCUGAGGAUGGGGAGGUCAAAGGUCGUCAGGGAUUCCACAGUUUUGCUGUGCACUGCUUACGACUUCUACCCCAGAGACAUCCGACUCACCUGGCUGAGGAAUGGGCAGGUGUUCCCGCACACCUCAGAGAAGCUGAUGCAAGAAGAGCUUCCCAGCGGAGCCUGGAGAUACCAAUUCCACUCCCACCUGGAACACACCCCUGCUGUGGGAGAGAGCAUCUCCUGCAUGGUGGAGCAUGCUAGCCUGUGGGAACCCAAACUCUACCCUCUGGCUGCCACUUAA
Messenger RNA from Lampris incognitus (smalleye Pacific opah), 633 nucleotides. RefSeq names its product rano class II histocompatibility antigen, D-1 beta chain-like. Gene Ontology annotation, biological process: positive regulation of T cell activation; peptide antigen assembly with MHC class II protein complex; immune response. The transcript is spliced from 4 exons. The record is from RefSeq and is a predicted model, not a curated record. NCBI's taxonomy places the organism in Eukaryota, Metazoa, Chordata, Actinopteri, Lampriformes, Lampridae. Bases 1 to 633 code for a protein of 210 amino acids. Gene Ontology annotation, cellular component: membrane; MHC class II protein complex. Gene Ontology annotation, molecular function: MHC class II protein complex binding.